CUAGGGUAGUCUAGCAUUGUCGCUGGAGGCUCAGCUAUGAUGGCCGUCCCUGUGCGUUCGCCUAUCAAUAUUUUCUGCAUUCCAUCCUUUCUUGUAUUCCUUCAAGAUUCCAGCUGUGGUUGUUCGUGGAAAGCAGAAGAUCAAGCAGCGGAGCCAGCAUUGUGUAACAAGAGCAGCAAACACGUCCCCUUUCAGCUGCCUCCAAGCAAUGCCACGAUCACACGAUAUUCUGCAUCCCCACAGCAAUCUCCAUCUUGCUCUUUCUUCCUGGUCUUUUCGAAAUACCAUGCAACACAGCUGCCCCUUUUUUUGCUGCUCCUCAAAGGGGGACUAGGGCACUCUGCAGCUAAAGACAUUUAAAAGGUGACUGUAAGCUUUAGCUUUUUGGUGUCCAGUGUAGCGGCCCGGCACCAACACUAGCAGAGCUGUUUCUUCAGCUGCCAGCACAACAAACUCUAGCUCAGCCACAGAAGACUCAGCUCGACAUUGCAUUGAAGUUGUCAGCUUGCAAAAAGGGAACAGCUUGCUGGGAAAAAGAACAGCCAUUCCAAGAAGAAUAGCUCACUGUUAGGAAAGAGGUGAUACCACAUAGGUCCAGCUAACAGUAUACUAACCAUCUGAAAGGAUCAAACCAGAAACCUUAGAUACAUUGGGAAACCAACAGCUUGGAAGCUGGACUGCUCAAGGCGAAUCAAGAUCUCAGCUUUGCCAACCCCAAGUCCGCACUUUCAGCUCUGAGCAGCACGAUGGCACCCCACGGCCGGUCCCUCAUACUAGUUCUCACGCUCCUGUCAUUCUCGCCCUUCCUGGCCACAGCCCGCCGUCUCCUUGACGAUCCACCCCAGUCAGCAGAAAUGCAAACCCAGUUAGAGGUAACCCAGAUACAACUCCCCUGGAACAAGCUCGUUGAGCAGCUCGAGUCCCGGGUUACCUUCUUUGAGGAUUCCCCCACGGAAAUUUCCCCCAGUGAAGCUUUUCCUAUCAGCGCCAGCAACUUUGCGGCCGUCCCAAACAUCGCCCUAGGCGGCAGUUACCUCUCCUCUGUGGCAGCAUUUACGGUUAAUGUUAACCUGGGAACCCCAGGGGUCAGCCUCCCCCUGGUUGUCGACGCCGGAAGUCACGUCAACUUUGUCCAGGGGUCCGGAUGCGUGGCCUGUUCAGAGGGAUCAUUCGGAUGCGCCAGCAACCCGUAUGGGGGCCCCUCGACCUGCCCUUACGGGUUAAGCUAUAACCCAGCUCAGUCAAGUUCCGCUAACCCAAACCUCAGCUGCGGCCAGUGCUCGAGCGGCGCCGAUUUUGGCAACGUGGGUUGCCUUGGCAACGGGUUUUCCUCCCCCGGAACGUGCCAAUUUUCCAUCGCGUUCGGGUCCGGAUACGCUGCCGGACAAUAUGUCCAGGACUCGCUGUCGAUCGGCCCCAUCUCCGCCUCGUCAAUCUUCUUCGGAACCACCGUCUACGAGAACAUGUUUGAGGGAACGGGGGGACUUCUCGGCUUCGGCCCCACCGCCACCUCGCUCCCGUUCCAACUCAAAGCCGCAGGCGCAAUCCCGUCAGCAACAUUUGCGCUCUGCCUCGCUUCAGGGGGGGACACAGGGGGAAGUCUCUUUUUGGGGGGGGUCCCAGAUCAGCCAAACGGCCAGGGGUACUCUCUGAGCUACACGCCGUUCCUGCAGACGCCGUUUGUUUACUACAUGAUUCCGCAGCCGACGGAUUUCCUAGUUGGGGGGGUGUCGGUGAGUGGGGCGGCGGGGGCGCUGACUGGGGAGGGGGGCGUACGCUGGGUUGUGGACUCUGGAACCACGUUGUCCUACGUCCCGAGCUCCGUCUUCUCCGCCGUCUUUUCCGCGGUCAAGUCUGCUUCCGGCUGCCCCAAUACGUUCGUCAACCUCCAAAACUCGGGCCUUGACUUCAUCGACCUGAGCACGUGCAACCCCCCGUUUUCCGCCAACCCUAGUUCCGCCGAGAUCUACGCCCGAUUCCCCACGUUGACGCUGAACCUCCAAGGAGGCCCCCUGACGUCGCGUCCAAAAGCGUACGCGCUCUUCGGACGGUACGGACCGCAGGGGCAGUGGUGCGUGAAUCCGGGGCUCGCUGACGUCAAGAGCAGCAACGUACGCGUCAUCGGGGACAGCUUCAUGUCGGACAACCUGAUCGUCUACGACAACGACAACAACCGGCUCGGAUUUGCACCUGUGGACUGCAAGACUCUUGUUCCCAUGGACGUUUCCACCUCCCCUGUUUCUACUCCCCCCCCCUCAACUUCAGCGCCAACGGACCCCCCCUCGACUCCUGCGCCAACGAACCCCCCCUCGACUCCCGCGCCAACGAACCCCCCCUCAAACCCCGCGCCGACGAACCCCCCCUCAAAUCCCGCGCCAACGAACCCCCCAGCCUCAGGCAACAGCCCACAAGUCUUCCCUGCGGGGGGGGCCUGCGACCCGUCUUCCUCUACCCCCAACCAGUGCUACAACAAUAUCGGUACCCAGUACACUUGCUGUUCGGGUGCAUGCGCCUCCACCCCUUCCAGCACCCCGGGCUGCGACGGCGCCCCCCCGGCUAACCCCUCCCCCAAUAAUCCUACCCCGACCAACCCUUCCCCGACUAACCCUUCCCCAACCACUCCGGCGCCGAACACGCCCGGUCCGACGCCCGGUUCGCCGUCCCAGGGCGGCGUCUUCCCCGCCGGGGGGGUGUGCGAUCCGCACUCGUCGGCUCCCAAUCAGUGUUACAACAACGACGGCUCUUCGUACACGUGUUGCGCCGGGUCGUGUUCCAGCACGCCCGGAAGCGUCCCGUCGUGCAACUAA
Klebsormidium nitens is the source of this 2807-nucleotide messenger RNA. The record is from the annotation of a GenBank genome assembly. NCBI's taxonomy places the organism in Eukaryota, Viridiplantae, Streptophyta, Klebsormidiophyceae, Klebsormidiales, Klebsormidiaceae.